UAUAUUUAUCUCUGAAUCGAGUUCAUAGAGUAAAAUUUCGAGUAAGAGUAGGAGCAAAUUUUCAGAGUAAAUGAGAAAUAGGCGGAGCUUCUUGCAAAGUUAAGUUUCGUUUUCCAGCCAUAUUGCAUUUUCUAUCACCACUGCUGCUGAAGUCACGGAACAGCUCUCUGGAGGGAGAAAUUCGCUGGAUUUGAAAGAUGGAAAACACCACCGUUGUCAGAGUGAAAUAUAAAGAUCAGAAGAAAUAUGUGUUUUCUCCAACAACAUUUACAUUCGAGUCAUUUUUGGAAUGUGUUGCCAGGAAAUUUGACCUUCCGACAAUGGACAUUAAAGUCUUUGAUGAGUCAAGGACCGAGGUUGAUCAGGAAGCUUUUGCAUACUUGAUGAAGCAGCCAGAUGUUCAUGUCCUGGAAAUUGAUAUCCCAGAGGAAGGAACAUCUGAAGAUUCCGUUAGCUCAGGCUCCCUUGCUGAUGCUGAGGCUAGUUCUGGAUCUGAUGACACUGUGAUACUGACCCCUAGCCCAAGACAAUUAAAACAAGGAGAGGAACGUCGUCUUGCCCAAAUGGUUGAAGACAUCUUAAAAGGAAGCCCAGGAGGGGACAAGAUCAUGAAUGAAUAUGCUCGGACAAAGUACCUGUCAGAUAGCAGAAGGCGUGACCUGGUGAAGAUAUUGGUUGCUCAUAUGACAAAUGAACAUGGAACAAGCCCGCCUCGGCAUGUGAAGGAAGACUACGCACUGGGUAUCAUCUCCCUCUUCCCCUAUUUGGCUGACCCAAGGAGCAAGCUUGGCUAUGAACAUUAUUACAACGCAGAAGAUGGAAGUGGCUAUUUGGCUUGGAGAAUUAAAACUCUGCAGAAAGAAGCAUCAGAGGGACGAGUUAAACGUCCACGACCUUCACAAGCAGGUGGGCCAUCUGUUGAUAGAGAUCCUUGCAAGGAAGGCAAUUGGUUGAGCGAUGAACGCCAGUGUCAGGAAGCAAUUGCUCUGAUGAAGCACACAGCUGAUGAAUCGGUGGUGAAGGAAAAGAUGAGGUUGACCCUAGUCUAUCGCCAGAAGAUUCUGCGUGACACUGACAAAUCAACUGAUAUCCUAUCCAUUUUUCCAAGAUUCAUGGACAUACCAGGCCUGAUCGAGCAGGAUUUUGCACUUCUCUUUGGUGACUCAACCUCUGCAAAGCUGAUGGAGAAAUGGUCCACCAACAUAAAACCAAAAGUCAUUGCACAGAGCCGUGGCCUGACACAGACUGCGGAUCUCCAAGACCUCAUCCAGAAUGCUCUUGCUACUGAAGUUGAAGAAGGUUGGGACAGUGACAUGUCGUCCAUACUGUUGCUGGUCCACCUUCUACCACCCUCCAAUCCAGGGCGCAAAAGGCCAGGAAAGAUUUCCGCUCAUCGAGCCUGUGAUCAUGUGGUGAAAUUCAUCAAGACUGGUGCCAGCAUUCAGGGCCAUUUGGAGGGCAUCACACAGAGUGUCCAGCCAUAUCUACUUGCAGUUGGACCAAAGAAAAGUAUGAUCCAAUCUUACUUCAUUGUUGUUGACAAACAGGCCUUGCCAUGCAAGUCCUCCAAUUCACUGGCUGCAUUCGAUGAGCUUUUUAAAGCUCAUUAUGUUUUCAGUACCACUUACUGCCAUGAGCUCACAAAUGUGUUCACUUUCUUGCAAACAACCAUCUAUGACAUAGAUGUUGAAAUUACCAAAGUCAAUCCAAGAGUAGCUGAGCUUAGAGCACGAAUGCUGCAGUAGACAGAAUGAUUUGUUUCAUUUGUCAGAAGAGUCAUGCUGAUGCUAAUAGCCUCAUACGGCACUUUAAACUUGUUCAUGGUCUUUGUUCGGGCAAAAGCCUGAAGUUAAAAUGUGGCCAUAGAGGCUGUUCCCAUGUAUAUCAUAGUUUUUCAGGUUUGCGAAAGCAUCUCAGUAAGUGUUGUACAAAUGACAACUUGAAUGUUGAUGAUGGGGAAUGUUCCACCUUCACAAACUUCAUUUCAUCCGAGGAGACAGACUUGCCAGAUCAGAGUUCACCUUCUGAGCCUGUACUACUAGAAAGGCACAUAGCCAAAAAUUGUGCAAAUAUUGUAGCAGAACUUAAGCGUGUUGGCAAUCCAGUUACUACUAUUGAUUUAACUGUGAGUACUGUACAAGAAGUAAUUGGAGACCUUGACCGUCUAAAACAAGUGCAGUUGAAAAAUAGCCUUGACUUACAAGAGCCAAUGAAAAGUGUGGUUGAGUCUAAAAUUGAUCAGUGUUUUGAGAAUGCAUUGGAUCCUUUCCUUCCUUUAAACACUGAGAGUAAGAGAAUGAAAUACUUUUCUGAGAAAUGGGGAAAAAUUGAUCCAGUUGAAUAUGUUCUAGGGACACGAUUUGCUACACGUUUUAUCAGAACAAGUGGAGGCUAUGGCCAAACCAUUGUCAAGGAUAAAUUCAUGUACAUACCAAUUCUCGAGACGGUGAAGUCUAUUUACCAGCAUCCUGCUAUAAAUGAUAUGAUGGCUAGAGACCCCAAACAAAUGGAAAACUUGCUGUAUGACAUACAAGAUGGAGAAUUCUUUAAGGAACAUGAUCUCUUCUCCAAACAAGUGCACACUGUACAGUUGCAAUUAUUCUUUGAUGAAAUGGAAUGUGCCAAUCCAAUUGGAAGUAAGCGGGGAAUUCACAAACUUGGUGCCAUCUAUUUUACCCUGAGAAAUGUGUCGCCCAAGUACAACUCGAGUUUACUGAAUAUUCAUUUGGUUUCGUUAUUCCAUGCCCAAGAUAUCAAAACAUACGGGUUUGAUAAGAUACUAGCACCCCUUGUGAAGGAUAUCUCAACACUUGAAACACAGGGAAUUCAGCUUCCUCAAUUUGAUCAUCCCAUCUAUGGGACCAUUAUCCAAGUGACUGGUGAUAACCUAGGUCUUCAUUCUUUAUUUGGGUUUGUGGAAUCGUUUAGUGCUAGGUACUGUUGCCGUUUUUGCUUACUGGAAAAGGAGGACUUUCAGACAGUAUUCAGUGAAGAUGAUCCCAAAAUAUCAUUUCGAACUAAACAGCUUCAUGUUGAACAUUGCCAGAAAAUGCAGACCAACCCCACGCUACCUUAUGUGAUGGGAGUUAAAAGGUCUUGCCCUUUGAAUUCUUUGCAAUAUUUUCACACCAGUGCAAACUUCUCGGUUGAUAUUAUGCACGACAUAUUAGAGGGCGUUGCACAGUAUGAGAUGAAAUUGCUCAUUGAGCAUCUCAUUCAUAAUUACACCACAUUAGCAGAAGUACAACGAAGAAUUCAAAGUUUCAACUAUGGUUUCACAGAGCAAAAAAACAAACCUCCUGGGCUAAGAAUCUCUGAUGCCAAUGACUUGGGUUUAAACGCCAGUCAGAGCUGGUGUCUUUUGCGUCACUUUCCAAUUAUGUUUGGAGAUCUUGUGAAUCCCAAUGAUCAGCACUGGUACCUUUUUAUUUUGUUGCUUCAGAUUGUCAACAUUGCUUUUUCUUCAGUUAUAUCCCAAGGCAUCACCAUAUAUUUGAAGCACCUGA
Messenger RNA from Engraulis encrasicolus (European anchovy), 3506 nucleotides. RefSeq lists its product as uncharacterized. Lineage: Eukaryota; Metazoa; Chordata; Actinopteri; Clupeiformes; Engraulidae. The transcript has 11 exons. The coding region runs from base 198 to 1745 and encodes 515 amino acids. The record is from RefSeq and is a predicted model, not a curated record.